This is a messenger RNA of Leishmania braziliensis MHOM/BR/75/M2904, 783 nucleotides long. RefSeq lists its product as hypothetical. NCBI's taxonomy places the organism in Eukaryota, Euglenozoa, Kinetoplastea, Trypanosomatida, Trypanosomatidae. The record is from RefSeq and is a predicted model, not a curated record. The coding region runs from base 1 to 783 and encodes 260 amino acids. The transcript has a single exon.
AUGGACGCAGACAAGAUCCUCUCUGAGAAGCUCGUUCUGGAGAAGACGAAGGUAAAAUCAUUGGGCGAUGUGCAGCGGCUCGACCUGUGGGGCGAGGGACUCACCGACAUCUCCCUCGUGGCGAAGCUUCCCCGGCUCCAGGUGCUUGCCCUUGCAUCGAACAACGUGUCCUCGCUGAAGGCGUUCCAAGGCUGUAGCAUGCUACAGGAGUUGUACCUGCGCAAGAACACAGUGGCGGAUCUCCGCGAGGUGUCGGCCUUGCGGGUGCUGCCAACGCUUAGCGUGCUGUGGCUCCGUGACAAUCCAUGUGCGCAACAUCCGUACUACCGCGAGUUCGUCUUGUAUUGUUGUCCAAGACUGCGACAGUUGGAUGGGGUCGAGGUCACCGAAGAGGAGCGCAAGGCAGCGGAAAAGCGCAUGACAGCCAAGGCAGUGGACGAAAUUCUCGCCAGCACCGCAUCCCCCGAAGCAGCCUCGUCUCCCCGACCCAAGAGGGCCUCUGGAAGUGACAGUGUUGGUCCUUCCAAAACGACAGACGCCACCCCAUCGAGCGUAUCGGGCGGUAACUCUGACUGCAUUGCUACGAUUGAGGAGCGGACUGCCAGUGGUAAGGCGGUCCUGUUCACCACCGUUUCCGCCCAGCGCGCGAUGCUGCUUUCCAUUGUGUCUCUGCUGUCGGAGUUGACUGUGGAGUCGCUGGAGUUGCUGCAGCGCGAGGUGCAGGAGCGCAUCGAGAAGCAGAGGGAGAAGCUUACCAAGUACUCACAGGAGAACUCGCAGUAG